Messenger RNA from Hermetia illucens (black soldier fly), 2083 nucleotides. RefSeq names its product U3 small nucleolar ribonucleoprotein protein MPP10. The transcript has 3 exons. Gene Ontology annotation, biological process: rRNA processing. Bases 90 to 2033 code for a protein of 647 amino acids. Lineage: Eukaryota; Metazoa; Arthropoda; Insecta; Diptera; Stratiomyidae. Gene Ontology annotation, cellular component: small-subunit processome; sno(s)RNA-containing ribonucleoprotein complex; nucleus. The record is from RefSeq and is a predicted model, not a curated record.
CCACAAGGCAUGUGUGUUUUGUUGUCGAUUUUGUCCGGUUUUGCAAAGAAUCGUGGGUUGCAUGUGAUUUUUUGAUAAAAAUUAAUACAAUGCCUUCUGCGAAAGAUAGCGAAGGAGCUGAGCUCUUGUUUACUAACGCGUAUAAGGAUUUUCAAAGCUCAAUCAAGCAUCCAGAGGCCUUUUUAAGUGCGCAACCAAAAAAGGAAGAAAAACUGAAGAAAGUCACAAAAUGUCUCUACGAUUUGAGUGUGAGCCUCCACGAUUCCGCCCAAAUAAGCCCAAACGUUCUCCCGGAAUUGAUCCUGGACAGCAUGGACGAGGAGCAGAUUUGGCAGCAGCUGGAGCUUAGAAAUAAUCAAAUGAUGACAAAAUUCCUAGCGGAAAUGUCCCGCCUCCUAUCUUUAAACAAAAACGCUUUGUCCUUCAAAUGUCGCUUGGCGGGCGAUGGUGACUCUCAGAACGAUCUUGAGGUCACCUCUGAACUGGAGGAGGACGUGGACGAUGAAUUACAAGACGAAGAUGAGGAGUACGACUCGGGAUCGCUGCACGAGGAGAAAAGUCCUCCCAAAAAGCAGUCAAGGGAGAAGAAGCAAAAGAAAUCCGGCAGAAAAUCGGUGGUGGAUGACCAAUUUUUCAAGCUGAGCGAAAUGGAAGAGUUUCUGAAGGCAGAGGAUGAGAAAGAGAUGCGGAAACAGAAAAGUAAGCCAGGAAGGAGCGAGGAGGAUGUGGAAGAGAUUGACUAUUUCAAAAGUGAAGAAAGCGAAGAGGACGAUGAGGAGGAAGAGGACUUCAAAUAUGGAGACUUCUUUGAUGGCGACGAGGAGGAAGCUUCUGGUGAGGAGCAAUCGCCAGCGAAAUCAAGAAAAAGGAGACGAGAUGAAGAGGAGGAUGAAGACGAAGAAGAGCAAGAGGAUGAGGAACAGGAAGAAUUAGUUGGUGAAGAAGAGGAGGACGAUCAGAGCGAAGUGAACGACGAGGACGUAGAUGAGCCACCUGAAGAAGACGACGGUGACGAUGACGAUUCCGAACAAGACGACAACAAAGAUGCUAAACCAAAAUCAUCAUUUGAGGAACGUCAAGAUCGCCUCCGGCAACGCAUCAAAGAACAAGAAGAGGCUGUUCUCGGCGAGAAGCCGUGGCAACUUAAAGGUGAAAUCACAGCCACAGGUCGGCCACAGAACUCACUUCUCGAAGAAAUCCUCGAAUUCGACUCGACAACACGCCCGGCACCCGUAAUCACAGAAGAAACCACUCUAAGACUUGAAGACAUAAUCCGGCAACGCAUCAAAGACAAAGCCUGGGACGAUGUCGAACGGAAAUACAAACCAGUUCAAACUCCUCAGGAACUCCGCAAGAAACUCGUCCUCGACCAGGAAAAAAGCAAAGAAUCGCUAGCCCAAAUCUACGAGAAAGAAUACCGAAAUCAAAUGGAGAAACUGAAUCCAAACGAAGCGGACGGCAACGACGAGGAACCAGAGAGUCACAAGGAGAUCCGAAAACUAAUGAAAUCUCUUUUCGUCAAACUUGAUGCGCUCUCCAACUUCCACUACACACCAAAGCCAGCCGUUCCGGAGGUGCGUAUAGUGACAAACACGCCAGCUGUCGAGGUUGAAGAAGUAGCUCCGGUCGCUGUCAGCACAGCCAAACUGCUGGCGCCGGAAGAAGUGCGCGCCCAUGCCAAGGGUGAUGUGCUGGGUAAAACCGAGCGGACACGUACCGAUAAAAACCGCGAACGACGCAAGAAAAAGAUCAAACAAAAACUCAUGGCCAAGGCGGCCGAGGAGAAGUUGCAGGCUAAACAGAAGGCGGGUCAGUCACUUUCCAAUAAGGAGGAGAAGAAGAAGUUGCUGAAGAGUGUGAUGAAGCACAGAAAUGUGCAACAGAUGACGACGAGCACAACGGACACCGGCGCAAUUAAGUCAUCGAAGGCGUUCUUCUCGCAACUGCAGGACGCUGUCUCUACCGGCAAAGAUGCUAAGGUGAAGAAGAAAGCGCCGAAAGAGCAGGUUUCGGCCAAACGCUUGAAGUUGUAGUUGUGUACAUAUAGCGACAGUGCAAAUUUUAGGCUAAUGAAGUUUUUAUU